Messenger RNA from Boeremia exigua, 2358 nucleotides. RefSeq names its product potassium transporter-domain-containing protein. The coding region runs from base 1 to 2358 and encodes 785 amino acids. Gene Ontology annotation, cellular component: membrane. The transcript is spliced from 6 exons. NCBI's taxonomy places the organism in Eukaryota, Fungi, Ascomycota, Dothideomycetes, Pleosporales, Didymellaceae. Gene Ontology annotation, biological process: potassium ion transmembrane transport. The record is from RefSeq and is a predicted model, not a curated record. Gene Ontology annotation, molecular function: potassium ion transmembrane transporter activity.
AUGGAACCCUCCAUACAGUUUGCAGAGCAAAUCGCGCCUUCUGGUCAAAAUAACGCAUCGUCACACACUGCCAUUGGCGGGGUAGUGCGUCUGCGCUCUCGUACACAGUCUGUUGGCCGCAGGGGAUCGAUAGAUCUCGCAAAGGCAGACGACUAUGAUGUUGCCGAAGACGAAGAUGCAGGUUUACGAAACGAGGCAGACUACAAGCGUAGUCAGGCCUUCAGUAUCGGUCAGGUCUUCGUACUCGCGUACCAGUCCAUCGGUGUGAUCUACGGUGACAUCGGCACCUCACCCCUUUACGUUUUCUCGUCUACGUUCACGGAAGCUCCGAACCGCAUUGAUCUACUUGGCGUGCUCUCGCUUGUCUUGUGGUCGAUUACUUUGAUGGUAACAGUGAAGUACAUCCUCAUCGUAUUAUACGCAGACAACGAUGGCGAGGGCGGCACUUUCAGCACCUAUUCGCUACUUUCAAGAUAUGCAAAUAUCUCGAAUAGAGAUCCACGAGAGGAGUCGCUUGUCCGCAUGGAGAGGCACGAUACCAACGAUCUCGGCCGUUCUACCAAGAACAUUCGAUCUGGAAUCGAGAAGUCUGUAUUCGUCCGUGGCCUGCUCAAAGCAGUCGGAGUACUCGCAGUCUCCAUGGUCAUGGCUGAUGGCGUCUUGACUCCAGCUCAGUCCGUGUUAGGUGCUGUACAAGGACUGAGCGUCGUGAAGUCAGACAUUGACAAAUCGACCAUCGUUGGUGUCUCCUGUGCAAUUCUGAUUCUGAUGUUUGCCGUACAGCCGUUAGGCAUAUCCAAGCUGACUGUAGUCUUCUCGCCAAUUGUUAUGGUGUGGCUGCUCAUGAACGCAGGCUUUGGAGUCUACAAUUUGGCCAAAUACGACUACACGAUUCUGAAGGCCUUCAACCCAUACUACGCUUUCGAUUACUUGAUGCGCAACUCUUAUCUUGGCUGGAAGAGUUUAGGUGGUAUACUGCUCGCUUUCACUGGAGUAGAGGCUCUCUUUGCCGAUAUUGGUGCUUUCAGCCGCCGCGCCAUACAGCUCAGUUGGCUGGGCUAUGGCUUCCCAUGCCUCCUACUUGCGUACAGUGGCCAAGCUGCUUAUAUCAGCAAACACCCGGACGCAUAUUCGAACCCCUUUUUCAAUUGCGCUCCGCAGGGUUGGCUGAUCUUCUCGCUGAUCGUAGCCAUUGCUGCUGCUAUCGUGGCCUCGCAGGCAAUGAUCACAGCGACAUUCCAGCUCCUUGCACAGAUCAUGAAACUGUCGUACUUUCCGCAAAUCAAGGUCGUUCACACGUCGACAACCUAUCAUGGGCAGCUGUACGUACCGGCCGUCAACUGGCUGCUCAUGGUGGGAACAGUGCUAGUCACUGCCAUUUAUAACAACACUACGUCUCUCGGCCACGCCUAUGGCGUUUGCGUUAUGUUUGUCACGUUCUUCGACACAUGCAUGGUGACGUUGGUAGCGAUUCUGGUCUGGCGCAUCAAGCCGUACUACAUCUUCUUGCCGGCGCUGACAGUCGCAUCCUUGGACGGAGCCUAUUUGUCAUCUGCGCUGACCAAAGUGCCGGAUGGUGCAUGGUUCACUAUCCUUUUAGCUUCGCUACUCGCUUCUAUCUUUAUCCUUUGGCGCUUUGGCAAAGAGAAGCAGUGGUUCGCAGAGGCCAGCGAUCGAUUCCCAACUACCCACUUUGUAAAGACACGGUCGGAUGGACAGCUACAACUUACAGAGCGGUAUGGUAGUGAACUGGUCGGCUCCAUGGAAGGGUUCGGAAUCUUCUUCGACAAAGCUGGUGAGACAACUCCUAUCGUCUUCAAUCAGUUUAUCCGCAAACUCGUGGCCGCGCCUUCAGUCAUCAUAUUCUUUCAUCUCCGACCGCUCGAUCAACCCUUCGUUGAGCCGGAAAAUCGUUACAGCGUAUCGCGACUUGCCAUUCCCAACUGCUACCGCCUCGUUGUUCGACAUGGAUACAUGGAUGAGGUCAUCACGCCCAACCUCGCAUCGCUCAUCUACGAAAAGGUGCACGAACACAUUGUGCAACGAGCUCUCGAUCGAGAGGGUGAGAAAGCUACCGUUGCACCAGCAAGUGGCGUCGACAAUUCCGAGCGAGAUAAUGUCUCCUCGCGCAGCUCGACAACAUCAUCUCGUCUGGAAGCACUGGAACGAUCUUAUCGCCAUAAGGUGUUGUACAUUACCGGGAAGGAACAGAUGAAGAUCACGCCAGGAACAAACAUCGUGCGCAGGUUCUUCCUCCACAUCUUCCUUUUCAUUCGCGAGAAUACACGGACCAAGAUUGCGAGUUUGGAUGUACCCAUGGACAAGGUGAUUGAAGUAGGAUUCGUGAAGGACAUAUAG